Rotaria sp. Silwood1 is the source of this 1026-nucleotide messenger RNA. The record is from the annotation of a GenBank genome assembly. NCBI's taxonomy places the organism in Eukaryota, Metazoa, Rotifera, Eurotatoria, Philodinida, Philodinidae.
AUGACAAAUAUUGAUUAUGAAUAUGUUGAUGAAUUAUCUAUUGAUGAAAAUUAUAAAUGUUCUAUUUGUAGUAAACCAUUUAAACAUCCAGUAACAACACCAUGUGAUCAUAGUUAUUGUCAAAAUUGUAUUCAAUAUUGGUUAGAUCAAGGUCAUUUAUCAUGUCCAAUAUGUCGUCAAACUUUAUCAACAAAUGAUUUAACACCAAUAACAACUCGUUUAGUAUUAAAUAUUCUUGAUAAACUUCUUGUUAAAUGUUCUCAAUGUCAACAAAGUGGAUUUCAACGUGGAAAUUUAAAUGAUCAUAUAAUAAAAUUUUGUCCAAAAACUCUUCUUAGUUGUACAGCAUCUGAUAUAAAAUGUCCUUGGUCAGGUACACGUGAUGAAUUUAAAAAUCAUCUAUCAAUAUGUAAUUAUGAACGAUUACGAUCUGUACUUAGUCAACUUAUUAAUAUGAAUCAACAAUUUGAAGAACAAAUUCAAACUCUUACAAAUCAUGUAGAAAUUUUACAAUCUGCAGUUCAUAAUCCAACAAGUCGUUUAAUCACAUUUGAUAAACUUAUAGAAAUGGAAAAUAAAAUUGAUUCUGGAUUAAUGCCUGAAUUAUAUGAAGGUUUAAGAUGGAUUAAUGUUUGGUAUAUGCAUGAACAAUGGGUUAAAACUAAUCAUACAAUUAGUGGUUGGAAAAAUGCUUAUACACAUAAUCAUAAUUGUAUUAUUUUUAAUGGAAAAGGAAAUUCUAUGAAAAUAUGUUCUAGACAUAAAAAUAUUGAAAAAUUUACAUUAAUUUCAUUUGAAGCAACAUCAGCUUGGCAUGAUAAUCUUCAAAUAGAUGUUAUUGGAAAACGAUCAAAACAAGAUAUUUAUUCAAAAACAAUUAUUCUUCAAUUUAAUGAUUCAAAAGUAUUUCAAUUUAAUUGGAAAGAUAUUGAUCAAAUUAAAUUUAUUCCAAUUCAUGGAAUACAACAUUCAGAUAUUCAAUAUGAUGAAAAAUAUUUUGCUUUGACUUGGAUACUUUUAGGUUAA